UCAGAGUUGGGUCACUUCGCAACCGGAACGGUACGAGAAAACCGAACAUCUGGCUCCCCAUUGACGUCAGUGAAAGAAAUGAAGAAAAAAGCUACGGCUCGUGGUUCAUACGAAUAUUGUUUUGAGCGUAAUAAGGAGAUUUACGUUGUCCGAUGGAAAGAUAGUUCGGUUGCUACAGUGAUGUCAAACCAUAACUCCCAUGAACCAUUAACUAAGGCCAAACGCUUCAACCACGAAACAAAAAAAUUCAUUUGGUUGCCGUAACCACAAGUGGUUUCCCAAUACAA
Molecule: messenger RNA, 287 nt
Organism: Rhagoletis zephyria (snowberry fruit fly)
Lineage: Eukaryota; Metazoa; Arthropoda; Insecta; Diptera; Tephritidae
Product: piggyBac transposable element-derived protein 2-like
Source: RefSeq, a predicted model, not a curated record